AUGGGUACAUUUUUAAACAAACCAAUAAAAAACACUAAUGAAGAAAUUAAAGGUGAAAAAAAAAAGAAAAUUUGUUGUGUAUGCUUAGAAACAAAAAAGUUAAGAGAUGAAUGCAUUGUUAAAUUGGGAGAAGAACAAUGCAAAAAAUUUAUUGAUGAUCAUAAUCAAUGUUUAAGAAAUGAAGGAUUUGACAUAAAAUAA
Molecule: messenger RNA, 201 nt
Organism: Plasmodium gallinaceum
Lineage: Eukaryota; Apicomplexa; Aconoidasida; Haemosporida; Plasmodiidae
Gene: COX17
Product: cytochrome c oxidase copper chaperone, putative
Exons: 1
Coding region: 1-201 (66 amino acids)
Cellular component (GO): mitochondrial intermembrane space
Molecular function (GO): copper ion binding; copper chaperone activity
Source: RefSeq, a predicted model, not a curated record